AUGCCGCCCUUCCUACCCCUCUUCGAGCACUCGCCUCCCUCGUCCGACUUCCGUCGCCUCCCUUUCCUGCUACUCGCCCGCGCAGCCGGCUCGAAGGACGCCGGUUUCGUCACCUCGCGCCUGUCGGCCCUGCCCAAGGGCGUCCUCGUCGUCGUCGGCGUCUGGCUCAUCCUCUCGGCACUCGUCCUCCUCGGCGCCGGAGCGCGCGCCCUGUUCGUCGGACGAGACUGGGGCAAGACGCGCGGGACGGACGCGGAGAAAGGGUGGCUUGGCGGCGGCGUCGGCGGUGUGCUGUUUGGGUCGGGCGCUGCAGGAGCCCUGUCGACCUUGUUGGCGCUUCUCGCCAUCUCGCGCGCCAAGAGCACGCCGCUCGAACGGUGGGGCACGCUCGCAGUGCUCGUCGGGCCGGCUCUCGUCGGAGCAGUCGCAGGCGGGCGGUGGGCGCGAGUCGGCCAGGUAGCCUGUGGCUUCUUCGGCAGCCUCUCCUUCGCGCUCCUCCUCGUCACCUCGUUCCGCCUCGCCUCGGUCGUCCCCCGACUCGCCCUCUUUCUCGUCGCCCUCGCCCUCACCGCCCCACUCGUCCUCUUGCGCCGCACGCAACGCUAUGCCCUGUCGUUGUGCGCUGCCUUGUCGGGCGCCUUCCUCCUCGUCCUCGGCAUCGACUUUUUGCUUCACCUCGGGCUCGUCGAUGCCGUCGGCCUUCUCGUGUCGACGCACGGCGUGUCGUCGACCGCAGGCGACGCCGCUGUCGUCGUGGUGCGCUGGGAGAGCGCCGGCGGCAAGGGUCUCGUCGCAGGAUGGUGGCUCGUGUCCGUCGUGAGCGGCGCGUGGCAGACCUGGUGGGGCCUCGGCAUCGACGGCGACGAUACUUGGAACGCCUACCUCGCCCAGUUCAGCUCCGACAACCCGUCCUCGCCACGCGGCACGCACCUCGCUCCCCUGUCCCUCUUCUCGCGCUUUCGUCAGCGCUUCUCUCAAGCCUCGACUCUCACGGAUCGCCAAGCUCGACGCGUCGCGCCGUGGGAGGACUUGCCGUCCGACGGCGAGGACCUCGACGAGGACGACCGCACCGUCGCCAGCAAGAAGGCCGCCCGUCGGCCGAGCACGCGCACGCCGACUCGGUCGCGACAUGCCCAGCACGAGUCGGACGCGUGGGACAGCGACGCCGACACGCUCGCCGGGCUCGGCUCGCUCGGCGGCGGCGGGACGAGCGCAAAGCCGGCGCAGUAUGGCCCGGUGUCGGCGUCUGCGGCGGACUCGGAGGACGAGGAAGGAGGACUCGGUGUCGCGGCGCGACGAGGAGGAGCAGUGCGGGAGCAGGACGCCGGGCCGCCGUACUCGAGCCGCACACCGGCUCGGCCUCGCGCGCUUGCUCGCAGCAGCACGAGCGGCCUCAGCGGGACGACGGCUGCGGCGACUUUGCGCUCGACUGCGGCGUCGACGUACCGCUCGGUCGCCGACCACGACGGCGUCCCGCUCCUCGACGAGUGGGACGAGGAGCGCCUCGCCGGGCAGCGGCUCACGGCCGACCCGACACCGCCUCGCUCGCGCGCCCAGGGCAACGUCGCCUCGCGCUUCGCUGCGCGUCUCGUCGGCCGCGGCAAGACGACGCCCGCCGCCUACGCCGGCGCGAGCGUGGGACUUUCGGCUCUCGACCCUCGACCCGCCUCGCCGCCGCACGCCCCACCGCCGCACGCCGUUCCAGCAACGCCGAGCCUCAUGCGCGCGCUCGCCCGAGUGCGCACGGCGCAGCAGGAGGCGCGAGGUGCGCCGCUCGUGCGCUCGCCGGUGGUGGGCGGCGGCAGCACGGGCGGGGCGCCGCUCUCGCCUCGGCUCGACGGCGACCAUGUCAGGCGAGCGUCGAUGGACGAGUGGUGGGCCGAGGUCGUGCGCAAGAGCAAGGGCGCGACGUGA
This is a messenger RNA of Rhodotorula graminis WP1, 1914 nucleotides long. RefSeq lists its product as uncharacterized. Lineage: Eukaryota; Fungi; Basidiomycota; Microbotryomycetes; Sporidiobolales; Sporidiobolaceae. The record is from RefSeq and is a predicted model, not a curated record. Bases 1 to 1914 code for a protein of 637 amino acids. The transcript is spliced from 4 exons.